Molecule: messenger RNA, 2350 nt
Organism: Dipodomys spectabilis (banner-tailed kangaroo rat)
Lineage: Eukaryota; Metazoa; Chordata; Mammalia; Rodentia; Heteromyidae
Gene: Rab2b
Product: RAB2B, member RAS oncogene family
Exons: 8
Coding region: 182-832 (216 amino acids)
Cellular component (GO): Golgi apparatus
Molecular function (GO): GTPase activity; GTP binding
Source: RefSeq, a predicted model, not a curated record
GCUGCGUCGGGUACUUCGGAAUGAGACAAGAGGCUUUCUGGGGAGGACAAUAGAGACGUUGGUCUGGGCUAGAGAGGCUGGAGUGUGGUGGGGAGGAGAUCUGUAGACUGAGUGGAUAGAGAGGUCCAAGGUAAGUGGUUGUAGAAAUCGGGCCGACCCGGAAUACAGAGGAACCAGGACCAUGACUUAUGCUUAUCUCUUCAAGUAUAUCAUCAUUGGAGACACAGGUGUGGGCAAGUCAUGUCUCCUCCUGCAGUUUACCGACAAGCGAUUCCAGCCUGUUCACGACCUCACAAUAGGAGUGGAGUUUGGAGCGCGAAUGGUCAACAUUGAUGGAAAACAAAUCAAACUACAAAUCUGGGAUACGGCUGGGCAAGAAUCCUUCCGUUCUAUCACUCGUUCCUACUAUCGGGGAGCAGCUGGAGCACUGCUAGUGUACGACAUUACCAGACGUGAAACCUUUAACCACCUGACCUCAUGGUUAGAGGAUGCCCGCCAGCACUCCAGCUCUAAUAUGGUUAUCAUGCUUAUUGGAAAUAAGAGCGACCUAGAAUCUCGCAGGGAUGUGAAGCGAGAGGAAGGAGAGGCCUUUGCUCGGGAGCAUGGACUUAUAUUCAUGGAAACUUCUGCUAAAACGGCCUGCAAUGUUGAAGAGGCCUUCAUUAAUACAGCCAAAGAAAUAUAUAGGAAGAUCCAGCAGGGUUUGUUUGAUGUCCACAAUGAGGCAAAUGGCAUCAAGAUUGGACCUCAGCAGUCUAUUGCAACAUCAGUGGGACCCAGCAUUUCUCCACGGAACUCUGGUGAAGUAGGCUCCGACUCUGGCUGCUGCUGAACAUCUGCCCUGAACCCUUUUUUCUUCCUGGAACAGCUUCAGACCAGUAGGCGUAAAGAAAGGGUCUCACUUACUUUCGCUGAGAACAGCCUCUUUCCAAGGUGUGAUGUUUUGCCUUUCCACUUAAAAGUCCAGGGGAGAAUUUGAGCCCUUACUGACCUGUCCUUCUUUAGGGACGUGAGCAUUCCGUACAGAUGUGGGCUCUUCUCAUCCUCCUUUUAAAUUUCUACAUUGAUAGGAUCAAAGCUGAUUGUCACAGUAGUUUAAAAAUAAAAAAAUUAAUCAUAUACAAUCUAUUCCUCACCAAAAAUUACAUAGUCAUAAACAGUCUACUCCUUACCAAAAAUUAGUAGUAAGGGUCAAGGACAUGCUUAUUGAACAGUUGAUAUUACCAAGAUCUACAGGACUUUUGAAUGAUAGAUCUGCAUAGGAAUUGCCUUGAGUUUUUUACUUCCUUGCUUUUAGAAGUAAAUCAAUUCUUGGAGAAGGCCAUUCCUUCUGCUUGCUCAAGGAAGCUGAGUGCCCCUCUACCAGGAAUAGAUAUGAGAUAUAGCAAUAGAAUUGCUAUAUCUCCUAGAGUAACAACAGAACUUUUGAGAGCAGUGGUCCUGGACCUAAGGCCACUUUAUCCUCAUGUAAAGAAAGCAUGAAAACAUUCAUUCCUGUUCAUUUUAUUUUAGGGACCUGAUCUAACAUCACAGUCUCUUUCACCAAAUUGACCUUUACUGCUUCAUCAUACUUAACUGGAUCAUUCUACUCUAAUCAAGCUAAUCUGCUUACUAAAUGUGACAUUUAUUCCUACUCCUAUACAUUUGCACAUGCUUUACUCUCCACUAACAUAAUACUAAAAGUCUGACAAAUCUGCAAGACCUAGGGACUUCUAAGCACCUAGUGAAUAGUACUCCUUAGUAUUCCUAUGUUGGUUAAUCAUAUGUACACUUAUUUAUAUGUAUGUUCCUUUAUAAGGAGGUUUUGUAGUUAUUUUACUGUGUAGACUGUCUCCUCAUAGGUUGUAAGCUCUGUGUGAGCAGGCUUCAUGCCAUCCCCUUAUGUUUACAAACCACCCCCCCCAACAUUCCUCACAGUUCCUAGUGCCAUUCAUUAUGCGAUCACUGAAUCUGACAUACUUUAAAACUUAAGAUUUAUUUUAGACUUUAGAGGAAACAAAAGGCCUUAUUGUCAUCUCUUGGUAAUUCUGUCUUCUUCUCUUCCAUCUCCCUGCCCUGGGUUCUGUAUUGCUCUUCUCUCCUGCCUGUCUGGGAUCAUUGCCCCCAGCCUGUGUAGUGUAUCGCAGGACUGUGGCUAUCAAGCUCUCAAACAGUUAGUUGCUUCUCCAUCCCCUCUUUCACACCAUCUCACACUAUCUUGGUUAAAUUUGCCUUUGUUUCAUGUUGUCUUCUCUGUCAGUGGCUAUUUUCUCUUGAUGACUCAUUUUCUUCUAAGCACUAAGAUCUCAUUAAUUUUCUGAUUUUUGUUGUUGUUAAUGAACUGUUUCAUUAAAUAUAUACAUGUAUUCAA